Molecule: messenger RNA, 779 nt
Organism: Prosopis cineraria
Lineage: Eukaryota; Viridiplantae; Streptophyta; Magnoliopsida; Fabales; Fabaceae
Product: abscisic stress-ripening protein 2-like
Exons: 2
Coding region: 66-407 (113 amino acids)
Source: RefSeq, a predicted model, not a curated record
CGCAUCAUCUUGUAUUCUUACUGAAGGCCAAGAGAAAACCAAUCACAUCUUAUUCACAAAGCACCAUGCCUGACGGUCAUCACCACCACCACCAACACAAUAACCACCGCCACAAAGAAAAUCCGGCCGGCGAGAUUGAUUACAAAAAGGAAGAGAAACACCACAAGCAUAAGGAACAUCUUGGGAAGCUGGGAGCUGUUACUGCUGGAGCCUUCGCAUUGCAUGAGAAGAAGAAGGCGAAGAAAGACCCAGAACACUCACACAGUCACAAGAUCAAAGAGGAGAUUGCAGCAGCUGUUGCUGUUGGAGCUGGUGGCUACGCGAUUCAUGAGCAUCACAAGAAGAAAGAAGCAAAGAAGAAAUAUGAAGAGGCUCACGGAAAGAAGCAUCACCACUUCUUUCAUUGAUUUUAUUGAUUUAUCAUGAAUAUAUAUGUAUAUAUGGAUUAUUUAUGGAGCUUCAACUUCUCUCUUGAUAUAUUGUGUUUUGCACUGCAUAUGCUCAAUCUCAUGAUUCUAUUAAGGUAUUACAGUACUCUGUGGUCCUACACAAUGUACUAAUAAUACGUUGCACAAUUGUCUAUUGCAGUAUUGGGAUAGGGCACGACAGAACAAAUUAGGAGAGAAGCUGAAUUCAGAUUUGUGAUGAUAAUAUAGUCUUUUGAUUUACUUUUGGAAAUAUUAAAUAAUUGUUGUUGUAUUUAUACUUCAUUUGAGCAGUAAGAGUUUAUUAAAUAAAAUCUAUUUAUGGAUUUAUUUGUAUGCCCCCUCUCUCUGUCU